Molecule: messenger RNA, 706 nt
Organism: Belonocnema kinseyi
Lineage: Eukaryota; Metazoa; Arthropoda; Insecta; Hymenoptera; Cynipidae
Exons: 4
Coding region: 228-599 (123 amino acids)
Source: RefSeq, a predicted model, not a curated record
UCUUUUGUGCGUUCUUUUUACUUUAACAAAUAAACGCUAUUCAACUAAAAGUGACAGUGCUUUAUUUUCACCUGAAACCCCGAACCUUCCGAUAAAUAUCCUAAAAGGUUAGGGGCACCAGCACGCUUCCGCUGGGCGGAAAAACUCUGCUAGGGUUUCGGUGAAACGUGCAGUGAAAGUGAGAGAAGAGUGCGACGAGAAAAGACGAGUCAGCAGAGGAGAGGAAAAUGGCUGCGUCUUUGGAAGCACAACAGCAGUGUCAUGGGUGUGUAGAGGAGAAAGAGAGAGAUGAGAAAACUUUAUUGGCCAUACUGAGGAGCGCUGAGAUAACCUACAAGUGGCGUGAGGAUGGAAUUUCUCAUGUCAGUAUCACCAAGGAUGAUAAAGCGGUGUACUAUAUUACAUCCAACAUGAAAAUGUUCAAAGAAGAUCUGAAAAACUACAGUGAUGGAGAAUUGUCAGUCCUGACAAAGUACAUCACCCAAGGCGAGAAGAGCGAAGAGAAAAUCCUCAAAAUCGACUUGGCGAGUAUUAGAGAACCAGCUCUUAACGAAACUUCUCUGGAGAGAGCUGACGGGAUGAGAGAUGGGGGACAAUAGACGAGAGAUGCGGUGCAGAGUGGUGAGCAAGAUGAGGAUAAUGAGACUGAUUUUGAGAAGUUUGACAAAGAGAUGAGAGAUGCGAUUGAAAGAGUCGAGCAGACAGU